AUGGCCACGAAAUCUCGAGCCUCUACGGGUCUAGUUCAGUAUCUCAGGCAGGCAGCCUACUAUUCUUCUCAGCAGGCUCGACAUCAGCCAGUGACAUAUGUUCUUGGGAACCCUUCAGCGGACUUAGACUCCAUCAUCUCGGCCAUCAUAUACUCUUAUAUCGCGACGUCGACCAGACAAGGGUGCUUACCCCCUCGCCAUUAUGUACCCAUAAUCAACCUACCUGAUGUCCGAUCGGGCAACGAGCUAGGGCGAUUACGCCCUGAGUUUAUCACGGCAUUGAAGCUGGCGACAAAAGAUAGCGGGAAUCAAGAAGCCGACGACGCCGCCUUUCUAAAGCAGAGCAUCUUGACUGUGGCUGACUUGAAGGAACAAAUACGUCAAACAAACUCUCAACCCGAUUCUGCGAAGCCAAUCGAGGUGUUUAUGGUCGAUUGGAAUGCUCUACCGGUAUUAUCGAGUGGGCGACGUGGGAUUGAAGGCUUUGAUGAUGAUACCCACGGUGACAUUCCGAUUGCAGUGACAGGAUGCAUUGAUCACCACUAUGAUGAGAAGUUUGUUCCUCCUGAUGUGACGACUUGGUGCAUUCAGACCGGAGUGGGAAGUUGCACGUCUCUCGUUGUCCGGGAGCUUCGGUCCCGCGGCCUGUGGAGGGAUACCCCCUUUGUUGAAGCGGUACAUGAGGGUCAUCCGCAAUUAGAGAGCUCUAUUAUCAGCAGUUUGCGAGCUGAAUCUGAAGUUGCUAAGCUCGCCCUCGCUGCCAUCCUCGCCGACACGACUAAUAUGACCGCCAAAGACAAAGUUUCCGAGGUUGAUCGUUUGGCGGUAUCAUUCCUCAAAAGCAAAAUCAACCAGGCCCAGGAUCCAUCAUGGAAUUGUGACAAGUUUUAUGAAGAGAUUAUCAACGCAAAAAACUCUAGUGUUGACAAGCUAACCACCGACGAAGUUUUGGGUAGGGAUUAUAAAGACUGGAUUGACGAUAUACCCGCGACCCGGGGAAUUGUGAAGAAGAUCAAAAUCGGCAUUUGCAGCGUAGUGAAGCCAAUUUCGUGGCUUAUUUCGAAAGCCAGCCAGGAGCAUCAAAGUCCUGAGUCCCCACAACAGUUUUUUGAUUCUCUACGUGCCUUCGCCCAAUCUAGAAAUCUUGAUGUCGUCGCCGUCAUGACUGCAUAUACAACCCAGCCCGAAAACCAGUUUCACCGUGAACUUCUGGUCUGGUGUUUAGAUAAAGGGCACUCCCAAGGCUUCGAACUCUUUGAAGCCCUUGCGAUUGACAAGCUUGGGUUACAGAACUUGUCAGGCAGCAAUAUCCAAACGUUUUCAAACACAAAUGACGAUAUGAUCCGUAUAUGGCGCCAGACAGACGUGUCCAAGAGUAGGAAACAAGUUGCCCCGCUACUGAGGAAUGCCAUGACGGAAUCCUUGUUAUAA
Messenger RNA from Uncinocarpus reesii 1704, 1431 nucleotides. RefSeq lists its product as uncharacterized. Gene Ontology annotation, molecular function: exopolyphosphatase activity. The record is from RefSeq and is a predicted model, not a curated record. The transcript has a single exon. NCBI's taxonomy places the organism in Eukaryota, Fungi, Ascomycota, Eurotiomycetes, Onygenales, Onygenaceae. The coding region runs from base 1 to 1431 and encodes 476 amino acids. Gene Ontology annotation, cellular component: cytoplasm.